Messenger RNA from Nilaparvata lugens (brown planthopper), 4283 nucleotides. RefSeq names its product histone-lysine N-methyltransferase, H3 lysine-79 specific. The record is from RefSeq and is a predicted model, not a curated record. NCBI's taxonomy places the organism in Eukaryota, Metazoa, Arthropoda, Insecta, Hemiptera, Delphacidae. The transcript has 11 exons. The coding region runs from base 236 to 4060 and encodes 1274 amino acids.
GUUGUUGAUAUUUUUUCAAGUGCUUAUGCAUUAUUAUUUUUAAUUUAAUUGACAAAUCUACCAUUUUUAUUGGAUUUCAAUUCUUUUAUUUCCAAAAAGCAAAAAGUGAAUUCUGUUUGAUGGAUGUUAUUCUCUUUCAACUCUCAAAGUCUCAAUAAUUUGGAGCUUCGGAAUAGGCAUAGAUAAAUAAAGAAAAGAGUCGAAUUAAUGACUUGAUUUGUCUGCAAGCAACAGUAUGUCGAACACAAAUAAAUCUUCGAUCCUGAGACCGCCUCUGCGCGAACCCCUGCAAGAUCUGCAAGUGCAGUGCAGUGUUGCCAACUCAGAUGAGGACACAACUUCUACGAUCACGUUGGCAGCCCUGGCCAAGAGAAGAGUUAGCUUCUCGGGUAGAAACAGUGUCAAGGAAUAUGUGCCUUGUGCUGAGCCAAUCUGUGUAAUGAAUACGCCUGCCUAUGAGGAAUUAUUCUCACAUCUAUCAUCAGACUCUUCUUGCAUAGGAAACAAUUCUGGACAAACUGACGAGAACAUGAGCCAACCACUGAGCGCGAACCGGCCACGGUUGCCGCUUACAAGCAGACCCUCCCUGCAGCAACAAGCCUCCCGCAACAGCUUGCAACAGUAUCAAAAGUAUCGCAACGGAAUGCCGCAACAAUUUGCAACGCAAGCUGCAAAAGAUACGCAAGACGAAAGCUUCAACAACACUAGCGACAUGUCAAUGACCGAACCGAUUCUGUACGCGAGUUUCGCCAAGGACCAAGCCGCAGUUGACGUGUCGCUUGCUGUAAGCAACAUGUCGCUUGCCGCAAGCAACAUGACGCACGCUACAGGCAACAUGUCGUUGACAACUGUUAACGGACUCGCUGAUACAAGCAACGGUGAUAUGAGUUUCACGAGAGCAUUCGGGGUCAGCAACUCCACCUGUAUGAACCUUACCAACGAGACUAACAAUGGAAUGAGUUUCACCAAGGUUAACAAUGAUCAAUAUGCAGCCGACGACAGUAUGAGUGAGAUGAGUUUCACUAAGGCGCUUGUAGAUGUUAAUGACGACAGGUUUAAGAGCCAGAAUAACUCUACCUGUAUGAGUUUUACCAAGGCGAUGGUGGUGAAUGAUGAAAAUAUCCAGCCUAGUAACGUUAUGAAUCAAACCAGUUCUUCCCACAUGAGUUUCACCAAGGCGAUGGUGGUAAAUGACGAAAACUUGCAGCCUGGUAACGUUUUGAAUCAAACCAGUUCUUCCCACAUGAGUUUCACCAAGGCGAUGGUGGUAAAUGACGAAAACUUGCAGCCUGGUAACGUUUUGAACCAAAAUAGCUGUUCACAGAUGAGCUUUACCAAGGCGAUGGUGGUGAAUGAUGAGAAUUUGCAGCCUGGUAACCUUUUGAGUCAAACCAACUCUUCCCACAUGAGUUUUACCAAGGCAAUGGUAGCAAAUGAGAAUGAAAAUAUGCCUUCUGGCAAUGUUUUGAGACAGAGUAGCUGCUCACAGAUGAGUUUUACCAAGGCGAUGGUGGUGAAUGAUGAGAAUUUGCAGCCUGGUAACGUUUUGAGUCAAAAUAGCUGUUCUCAAAUGAGUUUCACCAAGGCAAUGGAAAGGAAUGAUGAGAAUAUACCCUCUGGUAAUGGUUUGAGCCAGAGUAUCUGCUCACAGAUGAGUUUCACCAAGGCCAUGGUAGGGAAUGAUGAAAAUAUGUGUUCGGGAAAUGUUUUGAGCCAGAGCACCUGUUCACAAAUGAGUUUUACCAAAGCAAUGGCAGGGAAUGAGAAUGAGAUUAUGCCUUCUGGCAAUGCUUUGAGUCAAAGUAGCUGUUCACAGAUGAGUUUUACGAAGGCUAUGGUAGGGAAUGACCCAAACCUUUCCACCGGCAACGCCAGUAUGAGUUUCACGAAAGCGUUCGACGCGAAAUCGGACAAGAUGACGAUCGACGACUCGAUCUGCGGCGGCAAUCCGAGAAACGCGACGCAGCUGACGUUGGGCGCGGAAAGCGAAGAGGAAAUGCGAAGACUGAUGCUGGAGGUGGAGAUGGAGGAGACGUUGGACAGUGAGAAGCUGAAGAGCUAUCGGUUGUCGGAUGUGAGCUUCCUGGUGAGGGAAAAUCUGGUGAGUGGGAAGGGCAGGAAGAAUACCGAGAACAAACUGGCCAAAUUGAGGAGGUCGUCUAUUGCUACUGUCGGGUCGAAUUCGCCGAUUGAUCUGUCGGUGACUGGUAAUCGAUUUGGGCAGCAGGAUAUCGACGAAGAAGAAGAGGAAGAAGAUGGAGGUGUAGAUGAUGAGGAGGAGGAAGAAGUGGAGAAGGUGGAAGAAGGAGUGGAAGUAGAGGAGGAAGUAGAAGUGAUAAAUGGUGAGGAAGAGGAUGUAAAACAGUGUGAAAGAGACGGAGAAGACAUAGAACAGGAUUUGGACCAGGAAUCAGGAAGUGUCGUUGAAGAAGAUUCAAAACACUUGAAAGGGAGUGAAUUGGAGGAAGCAGGACAGAAUGAGUUGGUGGUAGAGGAAGAGGUCGGAAGGAGGGAGGAAGUUGGGGAAGAGGUGGAAGUAAAGAGAGGAGGAAGACGGUUGAAAAGAGGUGGAAGGAAAAGCAUAGGAGGGAGAGCGUUGGAGAUAGCACUGGAAGAAAGCGGGAGAUUGAAGGAAUUGGAGGAUGAGGGGACUCAAGAAGGAGAUGAGAAUGACGGAGAAGAUGAUUUAGAAGAUGAAAUGUGUAGAGUAGAGGGAGAAGAAGAAGAUGAAGAGCUGAACAAAAUGGAAACUGACGCCGAAUGUAAUAAUGCAGACAACCUUAACAUGUCGAUUGAUAGAAACGACGAUAUUAUGUCAGAGAUGGACGUAUCGAUGACAAACGUGGAAGACAAGGAGAGCAGCAGAAAAGAUGAGACAUCAUUGCAUCUAGUGUUGAAAGAGGAGACUAUUUUCUCGGCCAGCAAGCGGGAGGAGUCGAAAAAAGCGGAUGAGACUUUCCGGUUGAAUCUGAGUGAAACGGAAGUUUGUGACAACGAACAAGGAGGAGGAGAGGAGGAGGAGGAGGAGGAGGAGGAGGAGGAGGAGGAGCAGGUUGUGAAUAAGAGAGAGGAGAUAUCAACUGAUGGGGCUAGUAGUGAAUCCACUCCGCCCACAAUGGUGCCCCAUGCCCUUCUGUCAAUGGUGCCUCCAUCGGACCAGGUGCUACAAGGAUGCCCAAGAAGCAAACGGAAGUCAGACUCGUUGGACUUGAGUCGCGAGGAGGGUGACGUGAUUGAGAGUCCGUCGAAGUUGGCACGCCUGGAGCCUGUGACGUCAUCAAGAGAGAUAGUCACGUCCUACAUGGAAAAAGAAGAAGAACAGCUGCCGACCAGUGCGCCUAGAAUUUCAAAUUCGACAAGAAGCAGAACACCUCGCCAAUCUUGCGGCUCACAUUUAGACCAGAGCAUGGCGUUCUCGGAGGUGGACUUGUCGCUGUGGCAGGGCAGCGAACUGAACAGCACAAGUGGCACCUCUUCACUGUGCACGUCGGCUAGCACUGCAGCGGUGCCUGUCUGCUGGCAACAGGUGCAGGUCGGGUCACACCACACGCGCUACACCUUCUACGAGGGAGCACUGGUGGCCAAUGUCCAAGACGGCCAAGCCGAGCUCACUGUCGAUCAAGAUUGUGACGACCACUACGUGGUUUGUGCUCGCAAAGCGAACCGGUUGUUCGGCGAACGGGUGGCCGCUUCCCAGAGCGAGGUCGAGGCGAUGGAUGUGAUUGGCGAGAUCAACCGAUUCGUCUACGAACACGACAAUCUGCACAGGGACCUCUGGCGGCUCUGGAGAAACGGCAAACUCGAUAUUAACGACGAUGGAAGCUUGAAGUACAAUGCAGUCUGCUUCGAGACAAGGAAAUGGUUCAGUGUCACAAUGGACCCGGAUAUUACAUGGGAAGCAGUUCCUGAUGACGCCAUAGUUUUCAAAUCAUUUAUUGGUGACAUCAAAGAAUCGUACAUCAAGCAUUUGUACCGUUGCUCCUUAUUGAGUCCGAAUCGCCUGAGGCAUUUCACCGAUUCUCUCGAAAAGUUCGUGACUACGCCGAAAGAAAAGGAAUGACAAUCCUACAAUAAUAGUAAUCAUACUCUUCUUGUCUUUAAAACUAUCAUUUAAAAAUUUAACAUUUCAUUCAUCAAAAGUGUUUUAUGUAGUCUAGUUCUUAUUUUUUAUAACAAUAUUACUUUGUAAAUAAUGCUUUAAUUUAAAUUAAAAAUAAAAUAAUAUUUACCUUAUUUUUCCUCUCCCUAUCAUUUAUAUGAUUUAUACUUACUAUAUCAAUAAA